Corylus avellana is the source of this 1206-nucleotide messenger RNA. The record is from RefSeq and is a predicted model, not a curated record. NCBI's taxonomy places the organism in Eukaryota, Viridiplantae, Streptophyta, Magnoliopsida, Fagales, Betulaceae.
CCCAACUCUCGUAAUUUUGAAAUGAAAUGAGAGGGAGACUUUAUAAAACUAGCGCCCAGCGCCUAGCGGUGGAGCCAAUCCUAUUCAAUCCUGCCACCCAUUUUAAGUUUUGAAAAUCCCCCGUCAACAGCGAAAGACCUUCGUUCGUGGGUAAAAAGGGACAUUUUUGGCGGGAAAAUCCUCCCACAAACUUUGAGCGAGUAUGGAAGGCAGCGAGAGCGAGGCGAUAUUCGAGUCGCUGAAUGUGAAGCCCCAACUCUUCAUCAACGAAACCCUAAACACCGUCGACGACUUGGUGGAUGACGCUUUUCAUUUCUUUCAGCAACAAGCCUCAACCCUUUUGAAUACCCAUGCCACCGACAGAUCCGAAGAUCUAACCAAGGGUAUUGCUAAUGUACGCAGUAUGGUUCAGUCGGUUUUGGAUAAGCGGCUGGCUAUGUGGGAGAAGUACUGUCUUCACCACUGUUUUGCUGUUCCUCAGAGGUUUUCUAUUCCCAAAACUGUAGGUUCACUCUGUUAAUUGGUGGGGUUAGGCAUUGAUAAACUUCAUGAUUAAUGCUAAUUUCACCUGCUGUGAGCUGUUAUUGUUGUUCUUUUCAUAAGAUAUUGACUGAUUGCGGGAUUUCUUAUUGUUGCAUUUUGUGCUUGUGGAAUAAUAUGCUCAUGCAACUGCGCUAGGCAGUUAUGUUUUAAGACUAGUACCACUCGCAUUCCAUUUUAGCUAUGCACUGUUGUUGUGAUUAUAAGGAUAAAUUUAUCCAGAUAUGGGAGGGUACCGCAUCCUGUUCUUGUUUUGACAGUAACAGUGUUAUCGCAUUCUAUCAUAUGUUAAAUCAAUCCAUGUAAGCUAUUUUAGAUAGCCUACCAGCAUUGUACUGCAUUUAGGGAGGGGAUGCGCCCAUGCUCACUUCCUUGUUCCUGUUCUGCUUUCCCUAACAAUCCCCAUUUUGGGUAACAUUGUUCUCUAGGAAAAAAAAUCAGUUGUGUUGCAAGCCUUUUGUACUCUUUCAUGGUCAACCACAUUUAGUUUGUAUAUAUAAAUAUUAGUCAUUUGGUUUCAACUAGUUCCCCUAUUUUCUUCUUGCUCUUGUUGAUCUUUUCACAUUUGAGCUAGAAGCUUCGCCUUUGUUAGCGUAAAAUCAUUAAGGGAACUACAUAUUGGGAUAGAUAAUCUUAUGCUUCAUUUGCUUGUUAUUUUUCUCUGAG